Messenger RNA from Durusdinium trenchii, 1668 nucleotides. The record is from the annotation of a GenBank genome assembly. NCBI's taxonomy places the organism in Eukaryota, Dinophyceae, Suessiales, Symbiodiniaceae.
AUGGCACAGCAACGCCAACAGCAGCUUCAACAACAGCUUCUUGAACAACAGAAGCCAACGGAGCAGCAAGCCAUAGCAAAAGAAGCAGUGCAGCAACCUCGGCCUGAACAGAGCAUGUCUCCGCCACCAACGCCAUCAGCGAAGAGAUUGCGAGCAGGGCAAGUUGUGCCACCAGCACCAUCCCCUGGCACUAUGUCCCACGCUUUCAAAGAAAGCUUGCAAGCUAUGGAGCUUGAUUGUCAGCGCAGGAUGUCCAAGCCUGCGCCACAGCAGCAAAUGGAACAGCAUCAAUUUGUGGCACCAACCCCAAAACGCCUCGUGUUCAGGCCGAAGCCAAUGCCUACAUGUCCCCCCUCCCUUGGGCGACCUGCGGCUCCACCUUUGCCACCUUUCUUCAAGGCUUCUGGCGCCACACAGCCCACAGUCUUACCUGCUCUUCCACAGACGCCUUUUCAGCCCGGCUUGGUUCCGCAAGGCAGCGGAAAGUGGCUUGAUCAGCCUGUCUCGCCAGGACUGGUGGUGCGCACGCCUUCUACGCUUGUUGACACGCCUGUCGCUACUGCGCCUUCUCCACCUGAGCCUUCUCCCAUUUUGCAUCUUUGGCCUUUGCAGAAGCAGUGGCAGCAGGAGCACAAUGGCAGCUCAGCAGAAGCACUUCACGAACCAACGGCUUCAACGGAAGAGGAGAAGAACAACCAGAAGGGGAAGGGUCCGGUGGCCCCACUCAACUCAGUGAAUUGCAGAGAGGCCCGAAAUUCACUCCUACACAGUUUUGUCACAAAGUGCUACGACAAGAACGCAGACUACUCCUCCAAUCGAUUGCGGUUGGAAGCAUACGUCAAGCUCAAGCAGGCAAGCAAAGAAUGGAAGAAAAACAUGCAGGGCUGGGAAUGGCUUACGGAGGAAGAGAUGGCGAGCAAGACAAAAAUCAAGGGCGCAGUGGAGCACUGCAAAAAGAAGAAGCUGACCAAAUCGUGCCUCUAUGAGAAGAAGACCAAGUAUCUGGUGUUGGUGUCGGAUACGGUGACGUCUGCGACGGAACGGUUGAGAGAACUCGAAGAGAUUGCUGAAGGGGCUGGGUUGCUGAAUGAGCAGUUCUCCUUGAACCUUGGGAUGGGUGACCUGUUGGAGCUGUCUGAUGAUGAAGGCGAGCUGAAUGGUGGCGAUGAUGAGGAAGAUGACCAGAAGAAACUUCCUAAGAGCAAGAACCCGUUCCCAGACCUAGAGGGGAAGGAGACCGUCCAGGAAUACGUCCAGAAGUACAAGAAAGCCAGCCUGAACCGGAAACAAACCUUUCAGCAGACUCGCUUGAGAUGGUUCCACGAGGUUGUGCAGAAUCGUACCAACCCUGGCAACAAGUCAGUCUACAAGACCGUUUGUGACAAUAUCAAGGCUAAGUGUAUCCAGUUCAACAAUGAGCUGGCUGCGUUAAAGACGCAUUUCAAGCCAGCGAUCUGCCUGCGCAAGCACGAGCUCACCAUUUGGCCCGACAUUUUUGCCGGCCGCCAAACCCAAUGUGUCCUUGGUGCCUUGCUGAUGAUGAAGGUGUUCCCUUCACGGACGCGAGAGGAAAUGCUCGAUGGCGGGAUACAAUUGGGGCCCAACGGCCAUGGAAUGUACCAUCACCGUUGCACGGUGCGCCAGGUGCUGACAAUGAGAGGUUUCUAG